Messenger RNA from Lycium ferocissimum, 1391 nucleotides. RefSeq lists its product as uncharacterized. NCBI's taxonomy places the organism in Eukaryota, Viridiplantae, Streptophyta, Magnoliopsida, Solanales, Solanaceae. The record is from RefSeq and is a predicted model, not a curated record. The transcript has 3 exons. The coding region runs from base 10 to 1383 and encodes 457 amino acids.
ACAAGGGACAUGGCAAUGACUCUACCCCGAUCAGAAUCAAUGCGGUCUUAUAGAAGUGAAAUUCAACAGGACGGGACUAGUUCUCCUGAGUUUGCCAACAGAGAUUCAAGGAGAUUUUUGAGGGAAAAGAGCAAAGCUGAAGAAAUCAGAUAUACCUCUAAUAACGUGAGCCACGUGGACGAGCUGAAUGACGAGUCAGACAUGCAAAGCAGAUAUUUCAGACAGGAGUUGGGUAAUGAUGUUAUGCUAGAUCAGAAACUAUUUCAUAGGAACCUGGUUAGAUCUUUGUCAGCUCCCGUGUCGCGGUCAUCAUUUGGAAAGCUUCUUCUAGAGGAUCGAUACAUGUUGACGGGGGCACAUAUUAGGAGAAAACAUGAAGCUAUCGAGAAGGCCAAGGUGAACGUCAAAAAAUGGCGAAAAGAGAAAUUCAACCUUAAGGAAAAAGUCUUCAGCUUCAAAUAUAGUUUUGUACUUAGAGGAAGGCUCUUUCGUAGAAAAAUUCGAACUUCGGAGGAAUCACAUGGAGACAAACAAAUUCACAAGAAAGAUCCUCUCAACACACCAACUGUUGCAUCAAAAUGUUAUGAGAGACAAGAGAAUUCCACUGAGGUGCCACCAAGCCCAGCAUCAGUAUGUAGCACCACCAAUGAAGAAUUUUGGAGGCAAACAAAUCAUUUCAGCCCAUCAUCAUCAACCUCAGAUGUACAUCUACUGGAUGAUAGUGAGAUACCUCAUGUUUUCAAAGAGAUCAGCUCUAAUCUGAAUGAGCUAAGGAGGAAGUUGAAUAAGCUAGAAACUUAUGAUUCUGAUGAGGAGACAACGAUCAAUGAACAGCCUAUUGAAGAAGAGAUAACGGAGACUGACGAUCCAGCUGAAGCGUUCGUUAGAGAUCUGCUUGUUGCUUCUGGUUUAUACGAUGGUUCAUGCGAUAAAUAUCUGUCGAAAUGGGAUCCACUAGGAAAGCCCGUUAGCAACCAAGUUUUUGGAGAAGUCGAAGAAUCAUACAGACAAAAGAUAUAUGAUGAAGAAGGGUCAAGUACCGAUCAAUUACAGAAGUUAAAUCACAAGUUAUUGUGUGAUUUCUUAAAUGAAGUACUUCCAGGUGUACUCGGAAGCACUUCUAUGAAAAGGAGUAUUGGUCCUACUGCACGAGCUCCGCGAGGAAAGAAGUUAUUGGAUUGUGUAUGGGAAAUUGCCCGAGUUUAUGUUUACCCUCCGUUAGAUAUGUCAUCACGAUCCCUUGAAAUUAUACUAGCCCGAGACUUGCAAUGUACACGUUGGGAUGGACUAGUUGAUGAAGAUGUUAAUGCUCUGGGAAAAGAUGUUGAAUACCAGAUUAUUGGUGAUCUUAUUCAUGAAUUGAUCAAUGAUAUGGAAUCAUAAUUAUGUUC